AUCCAAUCGGUUUCAAGGAUUCGGACACGUGGAUAUGCAGUGAUCGAUCAUGGCUCGUGGGAAGAUAUUGCCAUUCCUGUCAACCAUACUAUCGGGUAUCCUCAUCCUCCUUUCUUCAGUCAAGUUCAAUGUCUCUGGCGCGUCCUUCAGCGGCUCAACAGCCUGCUGACACCCUUCCCCCCACAGCCAGAGCAAUCGCUCUUCUCCUUGCAUCCACACCAACGGUACAAGAUGCCCAGCUAGGCGUUUUACAUCAACUCCUGGAAUUCGCUCAUCGAUAUACCGCUCAAGUACUUUCUGAUGCACAGGUAUACGCAGAGCAUGCAGGGCGCUCCGGCGCGUCAAAGAUAGAGAUGGAUGAUAUUGUUCUCGCUAUACAAGCUCGCGUGGGUUGGGAGUUUGGUGGUCGUGUACCCAAGGAGUAUAUUUUAUCAUUAGCAUCUCAGACAAAUGCUACACCACUUCCUUCUGUUCCAGAAGUAUUCGGUGUCAGGCUCCCACCCGCAUCUGAGACGCUUACUGCUGUCAACUUUGAUCUCGUGCCCAAUAAACCACCUCCAGACGCGAAACUUUACGACGAGGAGGUCGAAGAGAUUGAGGAGGAAGACGAGGAGGAGCUGCCGGACGGUCAAGAUGAGGAUGAGGAUGCUGACAUGGAGCCUGCUGCCAUACCAUACACCAGUGCAGCUCCCAUUACACCAACUGAUGUUGACAUCAGCGCUGGCACACCUGCACCUGUCGUUGCAGCAGAAGCACUGGAAGAAAACAGCGAUACCGAGGAAGCGGAUGGUCUAUUUGGCGGCGAGGGUGAUGAUGAUGACGAUAUUUCAGGUGAUGACGCAAUGGAGGAGGUGCAGACUACGGGAGAAACGCAAACAAACGGCGUGAAGCGGAAACUUGUUGAGGAGGAUGAUUAUGACUAGAGACUUUAUCACUCUUGGUUUUCUUGCGACGGUUGAGAGUGUGCUUUGAGUAUGUAUUAUAGCCUACUCUAAUAUGUAUAUGCUGGGAUAAUGAACCAUAAAUGCCUGUGGAUAA
Messenger RNA from Suillus clintonianus, 1038 nucleotides. Its product is annotated as transcription initiation factor IID, 31kD subunit-domain-containing protein. NCBI's taxonomy places the organism in Eukaryota, Fungi, Basidiomycota, Agaricomycetes, Boletales, Suillaceae. Gene Ontology annotation, biological process: RNA polymerase II preinitiation complex assembly; DNA-templated transcription initiation. Gene Ontology annotation, molecular function: protein heterodimerization activity; transcription coactivator activity; RNA polymerase II general transcription initiation factor activity. The transcript has 2 exons. Gene Ontology annotation, cellular component: SAGA complex; transcription factor TFIID complex. Bases 129 to 923 code for a protein of 264 amino acids. The record is from RefSeq and is a predicted model, not a curated record.